AUGGGCCACGUAUCAGCAUUAUGUGGAGCAUCCUUGUCUAUUGUUCCUAUAUUUAGUAUUCUGAUUGGAGUACCAACUAAAUCAUUAUAUUUGGGUAUUACAAAAUAUAAUGAAUGUCCAUUGGAGCCUCUUCUUCCUCAGAGUCUUCUUGUUUUUGGACUUAUAGGCUCAAUAUGUAGCAUCGUUGCUCUUAUUCUUGUAAGUAGUUUAUUUUUUCAAUCUUCAAAAGCAAUUAACCGAUUAACUGUAGAUAGUGACAUUCUGUUUAAAAGUGGAUGA
This is a messenger RNA of Adineta steineri, 279 nucleotides long. Lineage: Eukaryota; Metazoa; Rotifera; Eurotatoria; Adinetida; Adinetidae. The record is from the annotation of a GenBank genome assembly.